AUGGAUAAUGAAGCGUACGCAAAUUGUUUCGUGAAAAAUUGCUGGCUUUGGCUCAUUGAUACUAUAUUUAUGGUUUUGAAAAGAGCCAUGGGACGGGCUUCAUUCGAAUAUGAUGAAGUGGGUAACACAUUUUACUACGUCCUCGUCUCCUUCUAUGCUAUUAUUCUUCUACCAGCCACCUACUUCUUCUUUCCCACGGGAAAAUUCACAUUCAAUAUGUAA
Cooperia oncophora is the source of this 222-nucleotide messenger RNA. Lineage: Eukaryota; Metazoa; Nematoda; Chromadorea; Rhabditida; Trichostrongylidae. The record is from the annotation of a GenBank genome assembly.